Messenger RNA from Nomascus leucogenys (northern white-cheeked gibbon), 911 nucleotides. RefSeq names its product cytochrome c oxidase assembly factor 4 homolog. NCBI's taxonomy places the organism in Eukaryota, Metazoa, Chordata, Mammalia, Primates, Hylobatidae. Gene Ontology annotation, biological process: mitochondrial respiratory chain complex IV assembly. Gene Ontology annotation, cellular component: mitochondrial intermembrane space. The record is from RefSeq and is a predicted model, not a curated record.
CUCAACACCAAGAGGCCACCAAUGAAAACGUGCCUUUUUCACAUUCCCCGCCCCUUCCGUGUGCACGCUCCCCACGAGGGGCUGGUUCCUGAAAGGAUGGACGGAGGAUCCCCAACCACCUGCGAAGCCCAAGCCGCCGCGUAGGAGCGUGCGUUCCGGCCCUCUUCUCCCACCUGUUCGACUCCCCGUCCCCAGGAUGUCAACCUCAGUCCCUCAAGGCCAUACCUGGACCCAACGGGUGAAGAAGGACGAUGAGGAGGAGGACCCACUGGACCAGCUUAUCUCCCGCUCUGGCUGUGCUGCCUCCCACUUUGCAGUGCAGGAGUGCAUGGCCCAGCACCAGGACUGGCGGCAAUGCCAGCCACAGGUGCAGGCGUUCAAGGAUUGCAUGAGUGAACAGCAGGCAAGGCGGCAAGAGGAGCUGCAGAGAAGGCAAGAACAAGCCAGUGCCCACCAGUGAGACCCCAAACCACCUAUCCCCAGUAGAUGGCCCUGCCAAGACCAGCACCCAGCAAGAUUAUAGAGGAAGAAAUCCUAAAUGCUGGCUGUGGGAGGUCUAAAACAUGGGGAUAGUUUUUGGAUCUGCAGUUGAGAGCCAUGGGUUUGGACAUGACUGGCACAAACAGCUGUCAUAUGUUCAUGGUCAGAUUUCGUACAUCCUCAGCUGUUUUGUUCCACCAGUAUUUGCCAGGAAAACAAAGAAUGUGUUAAGGGAUGCUCCCCCACCCCACAUCUUGGGUCAGUGUGCCAAGUAGCAAGAUGAUUUUAGGGACAUUUUAUUUUAAAUUAAAUUCAUAAUCUAAUGGUAAAUUGAUUACCUGAUUAGUGCCUUUCUGCUUCAUCACUUGUUUUAGAUGUUUCAAUCAGUUUAGUGGAAGGAAAAAAGUAAAUGGGGAAACUUUUUAUUCAAA